This is a messenger RNA of Polistes dominula (European paper wasp), 956 nucleotides long. Its product is annotated as zinc finger C4H2 domain-containing protein. Gene Ontology annotation, biological process: positive regulation of neuron differentiation. Lineage: Eukaryota; Metazoa; Arthropoda; Insecta; Hymenoptera; Vespidae. The record is from RefSeq and is a predicted model, not a curated record. Gene Ontology annotation, cellular component: nucleus.
UUUGUCUUGAAUAAAAUUAUUUUUUUUUUUACAAUCUUCUCCUGCCAUAUAUAUGUUAUUUGUGACAAAGGGGAGGCUUUAGUGUAAAUUCGUGUACGCCCAUAUAAUAAAUAAGAAUUUAUUGCUAACUUUAACAAUGUCAGUUUCUGAUGCCACUGUUAUUUUUGCUAAACUGGAGGCUCUUAAAGAAAUCAGAGCUAAAACUGUACAACUGGAAAAACUAAAGCAAAGAAUCUUGCAAGAGGUCGAACAAACAGAGCAUGAGGAAAAAUGUUUAUUAGAAUAUAAACAAGAAAUGGAUUUACUUAUGCAAGAAAAAAUGGCACAUGUUGAGGAAUUGCGUCAAAUACACGCAGACAUUAAUGUGAUGGAAUCGGUGAUACACCAAGCAGAAAAAGCAAGAAACAGAUCACGUGAAACUGCCAAACUUAUACAUAAUAGUAAUUAUCAACCAUUAAAACAUGAUAUCGAUAGAAUGCGUAGAGAAGUAUUAGGUUUAGAAAGAUUACCAGAAUUAUAUGAAACAGAGUCGGAUCUUAUUUCUCCUGAACGGUUUAUUUCCAGUUAUUUUGAAAGACCGAUGCAAAAAGCAGAAUGGAGAGUAGAAGUACGUGGCGAUGAUUUAUUACCUCCACACAGUUUACAUCAUCCUGGUCAUCCAGGUGGUUCAGCAUCCUUUCUUGCUCCUCAACCUCUUCAAGGACCUAGUAAGCCAGAGCCUAGACCAUUGCCCCCUGCUCCUGGCCCACCUGCUCCAACAUUCAGGUACCACUGGCAACAACCACCACCAAUGAAGUCAUGCCUUUCAUGUCAUCAACAAAUUCAUAGAAACGCACCGAUCUGCCCUCUUUGUAAAGCUAAAUCUCGAUCACGUAAUCCGAAAAAACCAAAGAAGAAAGAUUAAUUAUAGUUGUAUAUUUUAUUCAUAAGAUGCAUGUGUGCUUUUUGAUUUGAUU